GUUUUACUUCUUAGACAAAUGCGUUUACGGCAUCAGCCAGAUACAAGCGAACUCCCUCCGAUGCUCCUGACAGCCCGGGGUUGUUGUUGGCUCCCCCCGCCCUCCUCCUCUCCAGCAGAAAUCCGACUCAGGAGGAGAAUGGUAGCCAGCUAGCUAACGGUCAAAAACAGUUGGGUUUGCUCGUUUAACGCCGCUGGAUAUUUUGUCUCAACCAUGAAUUUACUACCAUCAAAUCCACACGGGAAUGGGCUUCUUUAUGCUGGAUUUAACCAGGAUCAUGGAUGCUUUGCUUGUGGAAUGGAGAAUGGAUUCCGUGUCUACAACACAGAUCCUCUCAAAGAGAAGGAGAAACAAGCCCUUUGUGUUUCAGAGUUCCUAGAGGGAGGAGUCGGCCAUGUGGAGAUGCUGUUCAGGUGUAACUACCUGGCACUAGUGGGAGGAGGGAAGAAACCAAAGUAUCCGACCAACAAAGUGAUGAUCUGGGACGACCUGAAGAAGAAGACGGUGAUUGAGAUCGAGUUCUCCACAGAAGUGAAAGCAGUGAAGCUUCGGCGUGACAGGAUCGUAGUGGUCCUAGACUCCAUGAUCAAAGUGUUCACCUUUACACACAACCCUCAUCAGCUGCACGUGUUUGAGACCUGCUAUAACCCCAAAGGUCUAUGUGUGCUGUGUCCAAACAGCAACAACUCUCUGCUGGCGUUCCCGGGAACGCAUUCGGGCCACGUGCAGAUAGUGGACCUGGCCAACACUGAAAAGCCACCUGUCGACAUCCCCGCUCAUGAGGGGGCGCUGUGCUGCAUUGCACUCAACCUGCAGGGAACCAGAAUAGCCACAGCAUCAGAAAAAGGGACGCUGAUCAGAAUCUUUGACACGUCUGCAGGGCAACUGAUCCAGGAGCUGAGGAGAGGAUCCCAGACGGCCAACAUUUACUGUAUCAACUUUAACCAGGAUGCAUCCCUGAUCUGCGUAUCCAGCGAUCACGGCACGGUUCACAUCUUUGCCGCCGAAGACCCCAAAAGGAACAAACAGUCGAGCUUGGCCUCCGCCAGCUUCCUCCCCAAAUACUUCAGCUCCAAGUGGAGCUUCUCCAAGUUCCAGGUGCCAUCGGGCUCUCCCUGUCUGUGUGCCUUCGGAACCGAGCCCAACGCCGUCAUAGCCAUCUGUGCUGACGGCAGCUACUACAAGUUCCUUUUUAACCAGAAGGGGGAGUGCUCCAGAGACGUGUACGCCCAGUUCCUGGAGAUGACCGAUGAGAAAAUAUGACCCUCGUGACUUCCUGUUGAGCAACACGUUCUUGUUCUCUAUUUCAACUUUUUUUUGGCUUUUCAAUUUUUUCUCUGAGGAAAUUAGGAGAAGUCCUACUUUGCACUUCACCUCAUCUAUAGAGACUCUGAGAAACGCAGAGCGUCAGAUGAAGAGGACAAAGAAACAAAGCACAGACUUUUUUUGGGGGGGAGACCUGCCAGCUUUACUCCCAAAGCAAACCCAUGGAGAUGAGGGAAAGUUUUUUUUUUUCCUGGAUUUAAAAUAGCUUUUACGAUGUCUUCCGAGGAGUUUCCAAAGGAUGGCUGUUUUUUUUUUUUUUUAUUAUUCCCACCCUGAUAGCUAGACGACUUGGAUCACUAACACCACCUAACUGAACUAUAGGGAGAGUGCCUCUAAAACUGAAGACAAUACGUAUGUGUGCUCAUAUUAUUGUUGGUAGAUAUACACACAUGCAUCAAGUGUAUAAAAAGAGGUGUGUGCAAGGCAGGAGGGAACGGAUCAGAGCGGAUAGCGAUCCUGCUUUAACUAUCACUUCAGUGUUUAUAAGUUUUCUUUGUUGCUGUAUAUAAACACUCAUUUGCUAACAACACAGAACAGUAACUAAAAAAAUAACCUGUAUUUGUUUUUUGUUUUUUUUUUUUAUAUCGGUUGUGCAAUACAUGGUUAAUUAUUAUUUUUUUUGUCUAAAAAUUAGUCAGUAGAGCUGGAAAAGUUCAAUAUAUUUUGAGAGAGAAGAUUCUGUAAAGUUAAAUGAGAUAAAAGUGGAGCCAAACAAAAACACUAUGAGUUGGCCCUUUAGUUUAGUUCAAUUAUAUUCAGAUUUCCUUAAAGGUUUCCUCAAAGGCGCAGAAAACUAAUCUAAUUAGAAUAACAGACUUUUUUGUUUGUGUUACUGAUUGCGUCCAUUGAAACGAGUUGACAGAUGAACGUUUUUGUUAUUUUUCUCUCCUUAUAUUGUCGCAUCCUUCAGUUGAUUUUCCGUUUUUGUUGCCUCCUGCAUCAAACGCUGCUUUUGCAGGCAUCGCGCUGAGAAGAUGCAGACUGCAGGAGGGAGAACUCAGUCGGCUGGUUUCAGAUAUUUUCACAAUGAUUGUAAAAUGUGGAUUUAAAUCUGUGAAUAAAAUGUAACAUCUGCUUUUCCAGAUA
Messenger RNA from Cyprinodon tularosa, 2412 nucleotides. It is a transcript of the gene wdr45b, whose product is annotated as WD repeat domain 45B. Gene Ontology annotation, cellular component: extrinsic component of membrane; cytosol; phagophore assembly site membrane. Gene Ontology annotation, molecular function: protein binding; phosphatidylinositol-3,5-bisphosphate binding; phosphatidylinositol-3-phosphate binding. The record is from RefSeq and is a predicted model, not a curated record. Lineage: Eukaryota; Metazoa; Chordata; Actinopteri; Cyprinodontiformes; Cyprinodontidae. The transcript is spliced from 10 exons. The coding region runs from base 214 to 1263 and encodes 349 amino acids. Gene Ontology annotation, biological process: protein lipidation; protein localization to phagophore assembly site; autophagy of mitochondrion.